Molecule: messenger RNA, 750 nt
Organism: Schistocerca piceifrons (Central American locust)
Lineage: Eukaryota; Metazoa; Arthropoda; Insecta; Orthoptera; Acrididae
Exons: 6
Coding region: 1-750 (249 amino acids)
Biological process (GO): cilium movement; axonemal central apparatus assembly
Cellular component (GO): axoneme
Source: RefSeq, a predicted model, not a curated record
AUGUGGUGCAAAUCUGAUAAGGAGAAGUCAGUUUAUGGUGAAUGUGUUAAAAUUUUAAAGAUAAGAACUGUUAUUACUGAUGAAUUUGCAACAGAUUGUCAUCUAUCUGAAUUUUAUUAUCUUACAAAUACUCAGAAUUCUAAGAAAAAUCUUAUUUUUGGUCAUGACAUAAGUCAAUAUUAUUGUUUUUUAAUUAUGGGAAACUCUCGCCCAUCUGUGUCUUGUUGCAUUAUAUGUGUUGGUGAAGGACCAGUCAUUUCUGUAGUGCCUCUUGACUUGCCUUGGAAUGAAACUCUUCUCCUGAAGCCUUCUGUGAAAGAGAUCAAAGUCAUAAAUGAUGGACCAAUUCCUGCUGCUAUUGAAGUUACGCUUAUCAAAACCAAAUCACCCUGGAGCAUCAGCCCCACAUGUUUUAUGAUAAAUCCAGAUGAAACCAAACUUAUUGAAGUCGUGAUAUAUCUGACUGAUACUGGUAACUACAGUGACACCAUGGAGAUAAAAGUCACAAACAGCAGAACCAUUACUGUAAACUUAACAGCAAUUGGAAUUGGAACCAGUAUAACUGUUGAACCUCCUAUUUCUACUGUGGAUCUUGGCUUACUGUACAUAUCACAAAAGAUUGUAAAAGAGUUUGUUGUUGAGAAUAAGGGCACAAGGCAUCAUCAGCUUGUGUGGUCACCAGUGGCAGAUAUGAAAGAUAAUGCAAAAUCUGCAGUCGAAUUCCCAAAACACUUAAAAGAUAGUGCUUAA